Macadamia integrifolia is the source of this 1064-nucleotide messenger RNA. Its product is annotated as 50S ribosomal protein L5, chloroplastic. Lineage: Eukaryota; Viridiplantae; Streptophyta; Magnoliopsida; Proteales; Proteaceae. The coding region runs from base 69 to 857 and encodes 262 amino acids. Gene Ontology annotation, biological process: translation. The transcript is spliced from 3 exons. Gene Ontology annotation, molecular function: structural constituent of ribosome; RNA binding. Gene Ontology annotation, cellular component: ribosome; cytosolic large ribosomal subunit. The record is from RefSeq and is a predicted model, not a curated record.
CUGACAAAGUGAAUGUUAUUUGAGGAAUAGGAGGGAAGGGACAGAGCUAUCCUCUUCCUCUUCCUCUCAUGGCGUCCUCUGUGAUUUUCUCAUCUUCUUCUUCAUCAUUUCUCUCCAGAUUCCCUAUCGUCUCGUCUCCCUCUACGAAUUUAGCUUCGUUUGGAAACCAUAGAAAUGGCUUCCAGUUUUCAGUGAAAGCAGAAAAUGCCGUUUUGGUGGAGAAAACUGAAAAAGAGAAGGUUUUUCGGCUCAAGACCUCGUAUCUGGAGAAAAUCGUUCCUCUGCUCAAAGAGGAAUUCAAUUACAGUAACGUUCAUGAAGUUCCGAGGAUUGAGAAGAUUGUGGUGAACUGCGGUAUUGGAGAGGCUGCUCAGAACUCAAAGGGUUUAGACGCAGCAAUGAAGGAUUUAACGCUCAUUACUGGGCAGAGGCCAGUGAAGACACGAGCGAAGGUGUCGAUUGCAACAUUUAAGCUCAGAGAAGGUCAACCGAUUGGACUUGCUGUCACACUCAGAGGGAAUAUGAUGUAUUCUUUUUUGGACCGGCUGAUAAACUUGGCACUUCCUAGGACAAGGGAUUUCCAAGGUGUUAAUCCCAACAGUUUUGAUGGGCAUGGGAAUUAUAGCAUUGGAAUUCGUGAGCAAAGUGUGUUCCCUGAAAUCAGAUUUGAUGCCAUUAGCAAGCCAAGGGGAAUGGAUGUUUGCAUAACUACAACUGCCAAAACAGACAAGGAAGGUCAGAAAUUACUUGCUCUCAUGGGAAUGCCAUUUAGAGAGGGUGGAGGACAAACAUCGGUGGUGCGCAAGAAGAAACUGAAGGCUCAUCAUUUUGACUCAAAAUCCAAGGGUCGAAGAUAAAGAUGAUUAACCAUAUGGCUCUUUCAUCUCCCCUUGUUGAAAUGGUUCUUCUGCCUCUGUAUUUUAUGCCAUCAACAACUAGACUCAACAAUUUUUGUUCAGUGUUGUGAUGAAGUCAUGCUGUUGUAUAAUCCCUUAUUUUGACGAACACUGGUGCAUCUUUGUCCUUUGUUCAAUGCAUAUAAGAGCUUCAUUGAACUUGAUUCA